UACUCGUUUAUUCUCGUGCUAUUUGAUAGCGAAAUCACAAAGAUCUGAUUUGAUUCGUGUUUCUUUCAACAAACCUUCAUUUUCGCAUUGACAGUACACUCAUAUACACGUUUAUAGUAUACGUGUAGUAGUUUCUCUACUCGUAUAUCAAUAAAUAUCUCUAUCUAACCUAUAACCGUUUCUAUUUUUGAAUCUAGAGAGAGAAAGAAGAAACAGAGAUGGUAGAGAGAGAAAGUAAUGGCGUCGGGAAGAAGAUAAUAGUCGGUGUUUGUGUUAUGGAAAAGAAGGUGAAAUGCGGCCCCGAGGUUUUUUCGGCUCCGAUGGGGCAAAUACUGGAGAGGCUGCAAGCAUUUGGUGAAUUUGAAAUCGUCUAUUUUGGGGACAGAGUUAUACUGGAGGAACCUAUAGAGAGGUGGCCAAUAUGUGACUGUUUGAUUGCUUUUCAUUCCUCUGGAUAUCCGCUUGAAAAGGCUGAAGCUUAUGCUGCACUAAGGAAGCCUUACCUUGUAAAUGAAUUGGAACCACAACACCUGCUUCAUGACCGGAGGAAAGUAUACGAGUGCCUUGAAAUGUGUGGAAUUCCAGUUCCAAGAUACGCAUUUGUAAAUAGGGACAAGCCAGAUCAAGAGUUGGCCUAUUUUGUUGAGGAAGAAGAUUUUGUUGAGGUUCAUGGGCAGCGAUUUUGGAAGCCUUUUGUGGAGAAACCGGUUCAUGGUGAUGACCACAGAAUAAUGAUAUAUUACCCCAGUUCAGCAGGAGGUGGCAUGAAAGAAUUGUUUCGAAAGGUCGGCAACAGAUCAAGUGAAUUUCAUCCAGAGGUCAGAAGAGUUAGACGUGAGGGUUCUUAUAUAUACGAGGAGUUUAUGCCAACUGGUGGAACAGAUGUUAAGGUGUACACGGUUGGUCCAGAAUACGCACAUGCUGAGGCAAGAAAGUCUCCUGUUGUCGAUGGAGUUGUUAUGAGAAAUCCGGAUGGCAAAGAAGUCAGGUAUCCGGUGCUUCUUACACCAAAUGAGAAGCAAAUGGCAAGAGAAGUUUGCCUUGCGUUUAGGCAAGGGGUGUGUGGGUUUGAUCUCUUGCGCUGUGAAGGCCGUUCAUACGUCUGUGACGUAAAUGGGUGGAGCUUUGUCAAAAACUCUCACAAAUAUUACGAUGAUGCUGCUUGUGUGUUGAGAAAGAUGUUUCUAGAUGCGAAAGCUCCCCAUCUUUCAACAACUAUUCCGCCGGUUUUACCUUGGAAAGUCAACGAGCCAACUCAGCCAUCCGAGGGCCUAACCCGUCAGGGAAGCGGGAUCAUUGGCUCAUUUGGGCAGUCUGAGGAGCUGCGUUGUGUGAUCGCUAUUAUUCGUCAUGGUGAUAGAACUCCAAAGCAAAAGGUGAAGUUGAAGGUCACUGAGGAAAAAUUGUUGAAUUUAAUGCUGAAAUACAACGGUGGAAGACCUAGAGCAGAGACAAAACUCAAAAGUGCAGUUCAAUUGCAGGAUUUAUUAGAUGCUACACGUAUAUUAGUACCUCGUAUUAGACCCGGUCGUGGAAGUGAUAGCGAAACAGAAGAUAUCGAACAUGCGGAAAAGCUUCGUCAAGUUAAAGCAGUUCUUGAAGAGGGUGGUCACUUCUCUGGCAUAUAUCGCAAGGUUCAACUCAAACCACUUAAGUGGGUUAAAGUUGUAAAAGGUGAUACUGAAGAAGAACGACCAAUAGAAGCUCUCAUGGUUCUGAAAUAUGGAGGCGUUCUGACUCAUGCUGGCCGGAAACAGGCUGAAGAACUCGGCAGAUAUUUCCGCAACAAUAUGUAUCCAGGUGAAGGUACCGGACUGCUUCGCCUACACAGUACAUAUCGGCAUGACCUAAAAAUUUACAGCUCCGAUGAGGGCCGUGUACAGAUGUCAGCCGCUGCAUUUGCCAAGGGGCUCUUGGACUUGGAAGGACAAUUGACACCUAUACUGGUUUCACUUGUCAGCAAGGACUCUUCAAUGUUGGAUGGGCUCGAAAAUGCAAGUAUUGAAAUGGAAGAAGCUAAGGCUAGAUUGAACGACCUGAUAACGUCUGGAGUGAGGGCGGUGCAGGCAAACGGAUCACUAAAAAAACCCUGGAUGGUUGAUGGGGCUGGACUUCCACCGAACGCUUCCGAGCUUCUACCUACACUGGUGAAACUGACUAAAAAGGUUACAGAACAAGUGAGACUACUAGCAAAAGAUGAAGACGAGAAGCUUGCUGAGACAACCUCAUAUGACGUAAUUCCACCAUAUGAUCAAGCAAGAGCACUUGGUAAAACUAAUAUAGAUGUUGAUCGAAUUGCGGCUGGAUUACCUUGUGGAAGUGAAGGCUUUCUUUUAAUGUAUGCGCGGUGGAGAAAGUUGGAACGUGAUUUGUAUAAUGAGCGCAAGGAUCGAUAUGAUAUUACACAAAUUCCAGACGUUUAUGACUCGUGCAAGUAUGAUCUAUUGCACAAUGCACAUCUUAAUAUAGAUGGACUGGAUGAACUCUUCAAAGUUGCUCAGUUACUUGCUGAUGGCGUUAUUCCAAAUGAGUACGGCAUCAACCCGAAGCAGAAAUUGAAGAUAGGCUCUAAGAUUGCUCGACGUUUGUUGGGUAAAAUCUUGAUCGAUCUGAGGAAUACACGUGAAGAAGCCAUCAAUGUUGCAGAAUUAAAGAAUCAAUGUCAAAGCUCAGCAACCACCGUCAAGAAUAUGAAAGAACAUACUGAUCAACAACCAAAAUCUCUCAUUAAGAAUGAAGAAUCAAGAAGAACUAGCUUCACUAGUGAUAGGUCAAUGGAUCACGAUGAAGAUGAUGACAAGGAGAUAAAAUACCGUUUGGAUCCAAAAUAUGCUAAUGUGAAGACACCUGAGAGACACGUCCGGACCCGCCUGUACUUUACAUCGGAAUCUCAUAUCCACUCGUUGAUGAAUGUCCUUCGUUACUGUAACUUGGAUGAAUCUCUUCAAGGGGAAGUGGGCCUCAUUUGUGAUAAUGCUUUGGAACGCCUUUUGAAAACAAAGGAGCUUGAUUACAUGAGCUAUAUCGUAUUAAGGAUGUUUGAAAAUAUUGAGGUAAAUUUAGAGGACCCGAAAAGGUAUCGUCUUGAGAUGACUUUCAGCCGCGGUGCAGAUUUAUCCCCCUUGGAGAAAACUGAUGUUGAGGCGGCAUCACUACACCAGGAGCACACAUUACCAAUAAUGGGUCCGGAAAGGUUGCAAGAAGCAGGGGAAUAUCUUACGUUGGAUAAAAUGGAAGACAUGGUGCGGCCGUUUGCCAUGCCUGCAGAAGACUUUCCCCCGCCAUCUACACCGCAGGGGUUCUCAGGUUACUUCAAAAGUGCAGGGAUGUUAGAGCGUUUGGCAAACCUUUGGCCCUUUCACAAGCAUGCAAAUAAACACGUUGAUUAGGUUGUCUGAAAACAGAAGACAAAUCAAGUUUUGGGGUGGAUUUUGUAACACUCAGAAAACUUUUUAUUAACAGAAGUUUGCGGCUGGUUUAACAAGGUAAGAUGUGUUGCUCUGAUUUUCGUUUUAUAAAGAAAUAUAUUUUUUUUU
This is a messenger RNA of Helianthus annuus (common sunflower), 3536 nucleotides long. RefSeq names its product inositol hexakisphosphate and diphosphoinositol-pentakisphosphate kinase VIP2. The transcript has 30 exons. NCBI's taxonomy places the organism in Eukaryota, Viridiplantae, Streptophyta, Magnoliopsida, Asterales, Asteraceae. Gene Ontology annotation, biological process: inositol metabolic process; inositol phosphate biosynthetic process. The record is from RefSeq and is a predicted model, not a curated record. The coding region runs from base 219 to 3389 and encodes 1056 amino acids. Gene Ontology annotation, molecular function: ATP binding; 5-diphosphoinositol pentakisphosphate 1-kinase activity; metal ion binding.